This is a messenger RNA of Geodia barretti, 1770 nucleotides long. The record is from the annotation of a GenBank genome assembly. NCBI's taxonomy places the organism in Eukaryota, Metazoa, Porifera, Demospongiae, Tetractinellida, Geodiidae.
AUGGCUGAUCCCGUCCUGCAGAUCGAAGACCUCAGCGUUCGCUUUCACCUCAAGCGCGGCAGGCUGACGGCUGUCGACCGUGUCUCCUUGACGGUGAACCGCAGCGAGACCUUCGGACUGGUCGGCGAAUCCGGCUCCGGGAAGACGGUCACGGCACGCGCCGUCAUGCGUCUCGUUCCCAUCCCCCCCGGCGAGAUUUUUCAUGGCCGCGUCCUGUUCGACGGCGAGAACGUGCUGGACAAGUCGGAAGCCGAAAUGCGCCAACUGCGCGGCAGGAAGAUCGCCAUGGUCUUUCAGGAGCCGAUGAGCGCCCUGAAUCCCGUCUUCACCGUUGGCAACCAGAUCUCAGACGCCCUGCGAACCAACCUCGGCAUGAGCAAAAGGGAGGCGAAGGAACGCGUCAUCGAGCUCCUGAACCUGGUUGGCAUCCCGUCGCCCGAAUCGCGCUACGGCAAUUACGUACAUGAAUUCAGCGGCGGCAUGCGACAGCGCGUCAUGCUGGCCAUGGCUCUCAGUUGCAAUCCUUCUUUCUUGAUUGCCGACGAACCCACCACCGCGCUCGACGUGACCAUUCAGGCCACCAUCCUCGAGCUCAUCCGGAGCAUGACCGAACGCUUUCACAUGUCGCUGAUUUUCAUCACGCACAACCUGGGCGUCGUCGCCCACACCUGCGACACCAUCGGCGUUAUGUACGCCUCUCACCUCGUCGAGCUCGGCACCAAGAACGAGAUUUUCGCCAAUCCGUUGCACCCCUACACGCAGGGUCUGCUGAACUCCAUUCCGCGCCUCGACACGCAGGCGAAAUUCCUGACGCCGAUCAAGGGUUUGGUGUGCAACAUGCUGGAACCGCCGCAGGGCUGCAAAUUCAACCCGCGCUACCCGCACCCUGAGGCCGUGGAUGAUAUCAGCUUCUUCAUCAAGCCCGGUGAAACGCUUGGAUUGGUGGGGGAAAGCGGUUGCGGCAAAUCUACCACGGCGCGCCUGAUUACCCGCUUAAUUGAGCCGAGUGGCGGCUCCAUCUACCUGAAAGAUGAAGAUCUGCUGUCGUUUCCACCCGAACGCAUGCUGGACGUGAGGAAGACCAUUCAACUGGUCUUUCAAGACCCGUACAGUUCCCUGAACCCGCGCAAAACCAUCAUGCAGAUUCUCAGCCGCCCGCUGGAGGUCCACAAUCUCGCCAAGGGUUGGACGGCCAAGCGUCGCCACGUGCUGCAUUUGCUGCGCCUGGUGGGCCUGGGCGUCGAGCACGCCGACCGCUAUCCGCAUGAGUUCAGCGGCGGCCAGCGGCAGCGCAUUGCCAUCGCCAGAGCCUUGGCCGUCAGCCCUCAACUGAUCAUCGGCGACGAACCCGUGUCAGCCCUGGAUGUCUCCAUUCAGGCGCAGAUUCUCAAUUUGUUCCGGGAGUUGCAGCAGGAGUUCAACCUGACCUAUCUGUUCAUCGCCCAUGACCUCAGCGUCAUCCGUCACAUCAGCGACCGGGUCGCGGUCAUGUAUGUCGGCAAGAUCGUCGAAACCGGCACGGUGGAAACUAUCUUCGAGAACCCCAAGCACCCCUACACGCACGCCCUGCUCAUGGCCGUGCCCCAUGCCGACCCGCUCAAGCCGCCGCCCCGCCUGACGCUGCAGGGCGAACUGGCCACCCCCGUCGAUCCGCCGCCGGGCUGCCGUCUGUACGGCAGAUGUCCCAUCGCUACCGACAUCUGCGGCGAGGUGUCGCCGGAAUUGGUCGACCGCGGCAAUGAGCAUUACGUCGCCUGCCACAAUAUCUAA